GCAGAUGUUGGUCAUUGUUUGCAUGUGAAAGUAUGAGUGUUUGCGUGCGUUUAUGCGUGUGUUUGAGUCUCUUAGAAGACACACAAGACUUGUACUUGUACUUGCGGUUCACUCACUUCCUUAGAUCUCUGUUUUAAACCUGGACUGACAUGAGAGAGUGAUUCCAUUUUUGUCAAAAGAGCGAUCUGCUGUCAGAGCCGCGCGGCGGUCGGACGUGAGAUGGGGCGGAGAUACGGCACUGUGGGCAGGAGGACGCGAGUCACACUUUCCAUUUCCGCGACGCUGACGAGCUGAAACCAGCCAAGGAUCGGGAGGUCGCCGCGGAGUCAUCAGCUGAAGAUAUCCAUCUCGCCGCGGCCAGAGCAGCUAGGAGCCCCGCAGCCUCCCUAGUGCACGUAGCGACUCCCCAGUGGGCGAAAGUGAGAGAGACGGGUCAGAGUGACAUCACCGCCUUCCCCUGUACCCUGUAACCCGGCCGGACUGCGCAGUCACAGCAGAAUGACAGGACUCAUCUGCGCAGUGCUCAUCUUUGUUCUGGCAGGAACAGCAUCAUCACAUGACUGCAAUGCUACAAGUUCACCACCGGUAAACAUCACUACACAAAAUGUAGGAACAUCGCUUGUAAGCACCACAACUCAUGGAACAACACCAAACCAAACAACAGCCGAUUCGAAUGAAUCAUCUGGGUCGGGCUUCCACAGGGUGCUUCAACACCUGACCACGGAAAGAGUCAUAGCUUUUGGCGCCGGAGCAGGUCUCGCUGCAAUCGUUUGCUGUACCUGUUUCUGCGUGAUAACAUCAUGCUCACGGCGGAAACGGCGGAAACAGAGGGACCAAGAAAACCAGAAUUCGGGAGCUGCUCUUGUAACGGUGCGGAGCGGCUCAACGGGAUUGGACGCGGACGAGCAGACGGCGCUGCAGGCCAGAGGAGCGGAUGGGGCAGCCGGGGCAGCCGGGGCGGCCGGGGCGGCCGGGGCAGGCGGAGACGUGGACUACGCCUCCAUCGACGUCACCCAGCUGAAGACCAGAGAGACGCCAAAGGAGACUGGGGGGACGGACUACGCCGAAAUCCGGAAAGAGAGGCAGAGGGGAAACAACGGGAAUGAGGCAGAGGAAGAGGCUGUGAUGGAGGAGAGCGCUGAGGUGCCGGGGGGGGAGUCUCCUUAUUCAGUGGUGGAAUAGGCAAGGAGAAGGUUUGGGAGUGCUCGGGAGAGGGAGGGGUGAACAAAGAUAGCUUUUACGUUAAAAAAAUCACAUGUUCAAAAACCACGUGUCAAAAAUGCACACGUGAACAACAAGUGAAGAGUACAUGUGAACAUCAAUAAAUAAAAUUAGAGUAGGAAAUCUAUGGUAUUUCAAGUCAUGUUUAUUUUGUUGUAUGUGUAAUGUAUGUGAUUUGAACUGCUGAUCUACUGGGAUUUUCACGCACAUGGUUCGAAAAACCAAAGAAAGUCCAGCGAGCAGCAGUUCUGCAGACAGAAACGUCUUGUUAAUGAGAGACGUCAGAGGAGAAUGACCAGACUGGUCAAAGCUGACAGGUGUUGGAUUUCACCUGACUUAAUGUCACGUUUUGUUUUUGAACAUGGGAACAUGCAAAAAGCUCAUCACAUGUGAAAAUACUUGGAUCGGUCCACGUGGGCAGCUGCAUCAAACCAAAGUCUGACCGCUACACCACCGUGGCUCACAGCAUAUUCUUUUUCAUUCACAUGUGAAAAUGUUGGCUUCACAUGUGAAAUUGUGAUAGACUCAACACAUCCAACAGCUGCCAAAAUAUAUGUCUUAACAAGUGCUUUAGUCUCAGUAAUAAGACAAAAAGAAAUAAUAAAAUAUUUCAAGCAAUAGAAAUAAGGCACAGAUACUGCCAAUGAGAUGAGACAGUUUUAAACAGGCAAUUCACCCAAAUGUUGCCACUUAUCCAGAGUGUGAUAUAUCCAUGCAGAUAGUUUUCUAGAUAUCUGCUGCUCACCCUGAUACAAAGGAUGGUAAAUGGUUAUAUAGGGCCUUUAUUUAUAUAGCGCCUUCUGAGCCCCUGCAUCUCAAUAGAACAAUUGUGGUGCUCAACUUCUCCUUCUAAAUAUAGUGCUACAGUUUCUCAUGAACAUUGUAUUGGUCAACUGCACCUUUAAACAAAUGUUGUAAAAACAGCUUUCAUAUACAUAUGUUUCUGUCAUUUUUUUAAAUAAAUAACAGCUUGUUAGGUUUGCAAUUGUGGUUGGAAUAAAAGGCAGCAUACAGAAUGGGGCUCCAGUUACCAAACUAGAGAACCACUCUUCUAUGCACAGAGAGUGUGUGUAUGGUGGUGGAUUUCAAUUGCUGUUGUUUAGAUUAGUUUUUUCAUUGUUCAAAUAAAGCUGGAUUCAGAUAUGUAGACUCUUAUGUGUAUGCAUUCAAUAAAAUAUAUAUAUAUUUUCUACUGAGGCCAGCCAAGUAGUCCAGGCGGGACAGAACCAUCGCUUGGACUAGGAGCUGGGUCGAGUAGGGGGUGAGAAAGGAUUCUCCGUAUGUUGUAUAGGAAGGACCUGCACUCCAAAUGCAUUGACAAUAUAUUAAAAUGAAUAGUGAUUAAGAA
Conger conger (European conger) is the source of this 2569-nucleotide messenger RNA. RefSeq lists its product as uncharacterized. NCBI's taxonomy places the organism in Eukaryota, Metazoa, Chordata, Actinopteri, Anguilliformes, Congridae. The transcript is spliced from 9 exons. The coding region runs from base 499 to 1182 and encodes 227 amino acids. The record is from RefSeq and is a predicted model, not a curated record.